AUGGCGGCUCUGCGGCUCCUGGCGUCUGUGCUCAGGCGGCGGGUCCCCGCCGGCCGCUCGGGGCGCGCGCUGGCUAAGGGUGGCGCGUGCGGCUUCGCCUGCAGCGCCCGCGCGCGCGCCAGGUUCUACACGGACCCGGUGAAGGCCGUGGGAGACAUCACUGACGGCUCGAGGAUCAUGAUCGGAGGCUUCGGGCUUUGCGGGAUCCCGGAGAACCUGAUAGGGGCGCUGCUGAAGACCCGCGUGAAGGACUUGACCGUGGUCAGCAGCAACGUUGGGGUGGAGAACUUCGGUCUCGGCCUUUUACUGGGGACCAAGCAGAUCACCCGCAUCAUCUGCUCCUACCUGGGGGAGAACUCGCUCUGUGAGCACCAGUACCUGGCAGGCGAGCUGGAGCUGGAGAUCACGCCCCAGGGCACCCUGGCCGAGCGCAUCCGCGCGGGGGGCGCCGGUGUGCCCGCCUUCUACACCCCCACGGCCUACGGGACCCUGGUCCAGGAGGGAGGCGCACCCAUCAGGUACUUACCGGACGGCCACAUCGCCAUCCUCAGCCAGCCCAGGGAGGUGAGGGAGUUUCAUGGGCAGCACUACCUGCUGGAGCAUGCCAUCACCGCCGAUUUUGCUUUGGUGAAAGGCUGGAAGGCCGACUGGGCCGGAAAUGUCAUCUUCAGGGCCAGGGCCAGGAACUUCAACGUGCCCAUGUGCAAAGCUGCCAGAACCUCCGUGGUGGAGGUUGAAGGAAUUGUGGAUGUGGGGUCCUUUGCCCCAGAAGACAUCCAUGUUCCUAACAUUUAUGUAGAUCGCAUUAUACAGGGGGAAAAAUAUGAGAAAAGAAUUGAGCGCUUAACCAUCCGGAAAGAGGAUGAUGAAAUAUGCAAGUCUUCAGAUAACAUAAGGACGCGGAUCAUCAAGCGGGCAGCUCUUGAAUUUGAGGACGGCAUGUACGCCAAUCUGGGCAUCGGCAUCCCUCUCCUGGCCCCCAGCUACAUCAGCCCCAACAUCACCGUGCACCUUCACAGUGAGAACGGGAUCUUGGGCUUGGGUCCCUUUCCAUUAAAAGAGGAGGUGGACACAGACCUCAUCAAUGCGGGCAAGCAGACAGUCACCCUUCUUCCCGGGGGCUGUUUUUUCUCCAGCGAUGAGUCAUUUGCCAUGAUUCGGGGGGGACACAUCAACCUGACCUUGCUGGGAGCCAUGCAGGUUUCCAAAUACGGUGACCUGGCUAACUGGAUGAUACCCGGCAGGAAGGUGAAAGGCAUGGGGGGUGCUAUGGAUCUGGUGUCCAGUUCCAAGACGCGCGUGGUGGUCACCAUGGAGCACUGCAACAAGGCCAAUGAACCCAAGAUCGUGGAGAAGUGCACCAUGCCGCUGACUGGGAAGCGGUGCGUGGACCGAAUCAUCACCGAGAAGGCCGUGUUUGACGUGCACAAGAAGACAGGACUGACCCUGAUUGAGCUCUGGGAAGGCCUAACCGUGGAGGACGUCAAAAAGAGCACGGGGAGCCCCUUUGCCAUCUCCCCGAAUCUCAGACCCAUGCAGCAGGUCAAAAUGUAGCCCGAGAGUGAACCUCAGUCCCAGAGUGUGUGCUUCUGCCUUCACCUCCCAGGACUGCAUUCCAAGGAAGCCACAGUCACAGUUGUACAUUUCACCAGCAUCUGGCAGCUUUAUCCUGCCAUCCCAGACUGAUUGCCCCUGGAUAGGCUUUGUUCUCUCAGGAGAGACAUGCCUUUAAUUAAAAACCAAAGGAAAGCAAAGACGUUGACCUUGUAUGUCCUGUGAAUUCUGAGAAAGCUCUGCUCCCAUCGCCCUCCUCACUGUCUGUUAUAUUUACAUUAAAUUCUAUGCUGUUUGAGAUGAUCCCAUAGAAAGGGUUUCAUUGAAGUGCCUGUUGGCAUGAAUGAAUCAUGAACCAUAGGGAAAGUGACGGGGGAGGAACAAAUCCACCCAGAGUCUGCGUCUGGAGUUUCCUAGAACCAUGAAAACAUACACACGUAAAUGUGAAUUUGUGAUCAGGAGAAAUGCUAUCUUAAAGAAUGACCUUUUUUUUCUUUUGGCCCCUUUGACUUUCCUUCUGGAACUUUCAUUUUGUCCCUAAAGUUUGUUUUCAUUGUAGCCUCACCUCUGCCCCCCAUAUUUCUGCUUCUUGUAGCUAAGCAUAUGUCUCUAGAAGGGAAGCAAGAAUGUCUAGGCAGCCAGUAAACUGGUCAUAGGAGCAAUUGAAGGGGGAGAGACCGUGAGUACUAAUGUUCUGCGGGGUGGUCUCCUCUGAAUAAACAGUCUAGCCGUGUGCUUCCAAAGGCUUUGGCUUAGGAUGGGAGGGAUCUACAAACCUGACAGAUGGACUUCAGUGGGUUUUCUCAUCUCAGAUCAUCCAGAUCAGACACUGGACCCUUCCUCUCUAUCACAGCCUAAACCAGCCUUUUGUUCAUACUCCCUUGAAACUCAAGAGAGGCAGAGAGGUACUUCAUCCUGAAUCCACAGUCUCACAAGCUAAACAGAAAAAAAUGUGUGUGUGUGUGUGUGUGUGUGUGUCUAGGGUUCAAACUCAGGCCUGCCGUGGAACUCAGGCUUUCUCAGUGAGGCCCUAGGGCUGCACAGGAGCUCGUGGGUAAGAACACGAAGCUCCAGCUGGUCAAGGAAGGCCUUUCGGAGAGGCCUCCCUGGAGCCUCACCCUGGCGGGAGGCCCAGAUCCUGAAGUGGAGACAGUGCCCCUGAAGGGACAGCCACGGGGUGUCAGGGGACCGUCACCAGGCGGGCAGGGGAUGGGCAUCACCGGGUGGACGGUGCAGCACCUUCUGGGGCUUCUGGAGACGAGGACCUGAUGUGCCCUGGGUGUCGGGAGGGGUCUUCCAGCAGCAGCCAGGACAGGCAGAGGUUUCCAGAAGCAGAUCAGUGAGAGGGCUGGUCAACAGCAGAAAGAAGGAAAAGCACUGCGUUCCUAGUUCUCCUGGCGAGGAAACAACCUGCGGGACAAAAGCACGCCUGGUCACAGCUGGUUUCCCUCCAAGGGUCCCCAGGCGUCCUGACUGUCCUUCAACGUGGACACCCAUGACUGCAGGCUGAGAAGGGGGCAGGGGCUGCAGGGAGGGUCAGGUGGCACCCAGGGCAGAAAGAGGCCUUGGGGACGGAUGGGAGCGACCUUGGCCUGGCCCAGGCGGAGGGGCUGAGUCCCCGGGGAUGGGACAGGCAGGGGAGCUGCCAUGACACCCGGGCCCUGAUGGGGAGGACUCAGACAUGGGAGGAGGCUGGACGUGUCGGGGGCCCGCCUGGCCCAGAAGAGCAGCAUCUUCAUCUGUGCCUGCAGUGGGGGAGGGAAGGCCACAAUGGCCCCCAUCUCCAGGCGUGGCCACACACCCUCAUCCCCUGCAAAGGGACGGCGUGCCUGCCGGCACCCUCACAGCUCAGGUCUAGAGUGGGGACUCUGGGCCCCCGAGGCUCCUGGAGUUCCCGCUCUGCUUUCUCGAAAGGGUCCUGCCAGAGUCAGGCAGCCUGAGGGCCACCACCUGGACAGCCCAGGCCUGCCCUGUGACCCCACCUCUCUGUGCCCAGGAGACCCCAAUAUCAGACAGUUGCACAAAGAAAAGCCUACAGUGGGCCCAGCCUUGGGGCACUGAAGGUCUCCCUGGCCCGUCCGUGGACAGGGCUCUCCAGGGACUCACAGGACCGGGGCUGCACACACAGGCCCGGAGGGCUGCUGGGCCAAGACCACCCCACAUGUCCACUGGGCAUGGAGCUCCACUCCAGUGCCGCCUGGCCGACAGCCGUCCGCCUGCCUGUGUCACUCCUUGGCCACCUCCUGGUGCCCUCGGGCCCUUUCCCUCUGCAGAGGGGCUGCUCUGUGUCUUGUGGCUUCGCCUCCUCAUGGGCCGGCUCUUCCUGGGUCCCUCACUUGCCAUGAUCCAAACUCCCCGAAGGCUUCUCCCUGGGCCCCUUCAGUGUCAGCUCCUGUCUCAGCAGGGUCAUCUCUGCUGAGCCCUCUGAUGGGCCCAGUGCGUGUAGUGGCAGGUGAUGUCAUAGGUCAAAGUUAGUUUCUGGUCAGUUGGUUGUUCAGUCAACUCUGGCCCCUGGACUUGGGCGUAAAGUACAGCCGUGUAAGGGCUGACCUUUGAGGUAAGUUGUGUGUGGGGCAGGCAAUGUCCUUGACAUGUCGUGUGCAGUGGAGAUCAUGAGACCGACCCGCUAAUGUGUACACUUGCUUCAUAUCAACACGCCUGUGUGUGUUUGUGUGUACACAUACAUUUAUGUGCACAUGUGUACAUGCCUGUGCAUCAGUGUUGCAACAUUGGGGUGAAAUGUAUGUGGAAAUGGGAUGCUCUGCCUUGUGUUUUAAGAAAUGUGACAGUGAGCUUGUAGUCACAUCCCUGUUGUUUAGUCUGAGAAAAUCCCAUCAGGAAAGGAAAUGACAUUUUCCCUUUAUGGAAAAGGAAAAGACAUUCUCAUCUUUAUGAUGAAAGCCAGGAAAUAACCUAAAUGUCUAAAGAUGAACUAAUAUCUAAAUAUUCAGAUCUACUCAAAGGAAUUUUGUAUAUUUGAAACGUUCAUAGUUGAGACUUAACCGAGAAAAUGUUUAGGUGGAAAAAUUGGGGAAAAAAUACGGAUUUCUUUGUUUUGCGGAAAAUUUUUUAAAAACUAUUUUUUAUAUUGGUUGUGUGGAUCUUUGUCGCUGUGCAUGGGCUGUCUCUGGUUGCGGCUAGUGCAGCUGCUCUUUGUUGUGGUGCCUGAGGAUUUCACUGUGGUGGCUUCUCUAAUUUCAGAGCACAGGCUCUAGGCACACGGGCUUCAGCAGUUGCAGCACUAUGCUCACAAUUUAAAUUAACAUGAAAAACGAAAGCCUAGAAAAAGUGAAAAUGGUGUAUUGUAGUGUGGAAGGGGUUUUAUGGGUGAUAUUUUUUCUAAGUUUCUUUACAGUUGUUUUUAUAUCACUUUGACGAUUAAAACACAAGAGUGCAUUGGGAAUACAAAGAGGUACAGGAAGAUAGUUUUAUUGGUGGAGCUGACUUUUCCAGGGAUAAUCAGUGUGUUUUUCCUGCAUCCUCAGGCUCUAGGCGGAUGUGGGUAAAAUUCCGCUUUUACAAGCAUCACUGCUUUGAGGCUAAAGCCCCAGUUGUGUCUUUGCCCGCAGCCUUUUCUCUUUCUUCCUUUUUAAACCACAGACCUGGUGGCUAAGAACAUAAGUGGACAAGAACUUGGGCUCUGGGAUUAGAUGCUUGUGUUUGAACCCGACCCUGGGACUUGGAGUAAAUGUCUCUGCCUGCUGAGCCUGGGGUCUCCUUUGGGGGCUUUAGGGGGCGGUAUCAGCAGAGCAAGCACUGAGCCAGCCCUUUCCCCGGUGAGGGCUGUAAAUCCUACACUGAUCCCCAGAAAGGAUGGGGUGGGAGCUAGAGCCCCACGAUGGAGGUUUGACCCUGGUUCUGAAAGUCCCCGGCAGUGGGGCUCUGGGGAGUCACUGAGCAGCUCUGUUUCUCGGUGAAAUGAUGGGUCCGGGGUCACCGUGAAGACUGGCUGAGAACCUCACGUGAACUGACUGGAGUCUGUAAAGCACUGUUAGCACCAGAGACGCCCUCGAUCAUCACUAAUCCUGACCCUGCGCUCGCGAGGCCCCUCCCUGACCCCGUAGACGCGCCGCCCCGUCAGGGGGUUGGGGGGAGAGCGGGCAGGGAAGCUGAGGGGCUGGGGCUGGACUGGGGACCCGGGUCUUCAGAGGCGGAAACCCAGGCGCAGUGGGUCCCCCGAGGUCUCAACCUCGAGCUCCCGGCCCGCCCACAGAGAGGUCCCCGCUGUGUCCCCACGCAGCG
Dama dama (fallow deer) is the source of this 5796-nucleotide messenger RNA. Its product is annotated as succinyl-CoA:3-ketoacid coenzyme A transferase 2, mitochondrial-like. Gene Ontology annotation, cellular component: mitochondrion. The record is from RefSeq and is a predicted model, not a curated record. Gene Ontology annotation, molecular function: succinyl-CoA:3-oxo-acid CoA-transferase activity. Bases 1 to 1554 code for a protein of 517 amino acids. The transcript has a single exon. Gene Ontology annotation, biological process: ketone body catabolic process. Lineage: Eukaryota; Metazoa; Chordata; Mammalia; Artiodactyla; Cervidae.